AUGACUUGGAAAAAGAAGUUUAAUCAGGGAGAUCAGCCAAUUAUAGAUGCAUCAUCAUAUCCAUAUACUGUUUUUGUAACAAACUACCCUCAGCAGCAAUCUCCAAACGCAGUUAUUAGUUUUAUUCAAUCAAUUGUUCAACAAAAUUUACAUCACGACCUUGAUAUACAAAUGAAAACUCUUUGGGCAGAUGGCAUAUCAUUCUGCCUUCCAAAUCAAAAGCAAUAUAUAGCAGCGUUGAAUACAAUGGGAAGUCAAUUCGGAAAUCAGCACUUAUGGGUCAUUCCUUUUCCCGGCAUCCUUAAGGAAGAUUCCAUCACGUUUUCCAAAAUAUUCGAAAAGAAUUUCCAAAAUAAUGUCAUGGAUUUAUCAUAUUUAUUUAAUAAAUUGCAAGAAGAAUCAAAUUCUAAUUUUCAUUUUGCUAUUAAUAUCCAGGAGCAUCUUGAAUACUUAUUCUAUCGACUUGGGCAAGAAUGCAAAGAACAUAAUACAAUUAUAAGAAUUUUAAAGCUGUCUAAUAAUAACAUUACCAUGUUUAAUCAGUUAGAUAGACUACUUUGGUUUCUUCCUGGUCUGGAAGAACUAGAUUUAACAAAAAAUCCUUUAACAAUGCCACCAGUUGCUAAAGAAUUUCCAAAUAUCAGAAUUAUGUGUUCAAUUCCAGGAAGCUAUGAUCCUAACGCUAAGAAAUGGAAAUCUAAAUCAAAAUGGUAA
Molecule: messenger RNA, 714 nt
Organism: Trichomonas vaginalis G3
Lineage: Eukaryota; Parabasalia; Trichomonadida; Trichomonadidae
Product: ribonuclease inhibitor domain-containing protein
Exons: 1
Coding region: 1-714 (237 amino acids)
Source: RefSeq, a predicted model, not a curated record